This is a messenger RNA of Sorghum bicolor (sorghum), 1616 nucleotides long. Its product is annotated as myb-related protein Zm38. The transcript has 3 exons. The record is from RefSeq and is a predicted model, not a curated record. The coding region runs from base 213 to 1292 and encodes 359 amino acids. NCBI's taxonomy places the organism in Eukaryota, Viridiplantae, Streptophyta, Magnoliopsida, Poales, Poaceae.
UUAUAAAGGCAGGUGGGCACUGCACCUCCAUCCUUAGAGAGCACCCCGCCGUCAGUCGUCUACACAGUACACACAUCGCAGCUAUAGCUCGCGACCAUCCGACAGGGCUAGCUAGCUCCUGCCGGCUGCCGCCGCCAUUACCCGCCGCCGUCCAUCGCCGCUACUCUGCUGUCGGUGGCGGCCGUGCUAGCUACUAGCUGCGUGCUACACCUAUGGGUCGGCAGCCGUGCUGCGACAAGGUGGGGUUGAAGAAGGGCCCGUGGACGGCGGAGGAGGACCAGAAGCUCGUCAGCUUCAUCCUCGGCAACGGCCAGUGCUGCUGGCGCGCCGUGCCCAAGCUCGCCGGGCUGCUGAGGUGCGGGAAGAGCUGCCGGCUCCGGUGGACCAACUACCUGCGGCCGGACCUCAAGAGGGGCCUGCUCUCCGACGCCGAGGAGAAGCUCGUCAUCGACCUGCAUGCUCAGCUCGGCAACAGGUGGUCCAAGAUUGCGUCGCACUUGCCAGGGCGAACGGACAACGAGAUCAAGAACCACUGGAACACCCACAUCAAGAAGAAGCUCAAGAAGAUGGGGAUCGACCCGCUCACCCACAAGCCCCUCUGCCCGUCGUCGUCGUCGUCGUCGUCGUCCGCUGAUCCGCAGCAGCUGCAGAGCCCACCGCCCACCGCCGCCACCGGUGGCUCGACGGAAGCGCAGGCAGCGCAGCCAUCGCCAUCUCCACCAUCUCGGAAGCCUCCAGAGCAGAAGACAGCCGCAGCACCGGUGACGACCCCACCGCCGGCGGCCACGAUAGCAGCUAGCCGGCAAGAACUAGCAGGCGACGAUGCCGACGGGCUGCUCCUCAGCAACUCUGAUCCAGGCUUCUGCACCGACGAGGUACCCAUGAUGCACCCGGACGAGAUCAUGGUGCCAGUACUGGGCGACCAGCGGCUGCACACGCCGCCAUUGCCGACGUUCUCACCGGCCACCGCCGCCGCUGCUGCCGCCGCCGUCUCGACGACGCCCACGACGACGACGUCCAGCUCUGCAGCAGCCUCGGCAGCGUCGUCGUCGUCCUUGAUCAGCCGCGAUGAGGACGCGGCGCUGUUCCCGCUCAUCGACAUGGACUUCCCCGAGAUCGUGUUCCGGAUGGGGCUAGACGACAUGGUCGCGUCGUGGGACGACUCCUUGGCGCAGCCGCCGCUGUCGCCAUCGCUGCCGGUCUACGAGGACUCUGCGUACCAGCUGCAGAGGAGCGGCGUUGCGUUUGACCAGGAGCCAGGGAACAAGAUUCAGCUCUUCUCUAGCUAUUAGUCACUUAACCCCUCUAAUAAAUAAGAUUUGCAACUUCUCACUGCACUAAACUACUAGUAGCAAAUUAGACAGGACGGUUGUUCUGUUGUUCAUUCUGUUAACUGCGACUGCUUUCUGGUUAUUAUAUCCUGUUCUCCCACCGGUGCAGUGCCUAGUGUGUAUCCUAACAAAAUCUAGUAGGAUUUGUAAUCUAGUAAGCUUUAGGCCAUGUUUGGUUGGUGUCGAAGUUUGACACGUCGAACGUUAGGUAAACUGUGGUUAUCAUAAAAAGUGUGGCGGGCAACAUUUAAACAUUGAAGAAACAUGCUGAAGAAAGUUUUGGUC